AUGUGUUUCGUUGGAAGUGGUGAUGUAAUUACGGGUGACUCAAAUGGGACCUUAACACUUUGGGAUCCUAACACGUAUAAAGCGAAAAAGCAGGCGCAUGUAGUACAUCAUGGUGGUGUAUUUGCACUUUGUAUUAGCAAAAAAGGCACAUUACUCAGUGCUGGAAAGGAUAGAACUAUCGCUGAGUGGGAGACUACAGAUUUGGUACGAAGGAGAAGACCUGUUGAGCUGCCCGAUGAUGCUGGAACUCCACGUGUACUGCUGAAUCCAGUUGGUGACAAGAUCAUUGUUGGGACAUCGCGAAACACCCUCUAUUCUGGAGACUUCGAGGCUGGCUUCGAGGAGAUAGUAGAUGAAAGCAUUACAUGUGCAUCAGUCAACCCAUCUAGUUCCCUACUAGCUCUGGGAUUUGCCACUGGUGCAUGGAAGGUAAUGGAUCUGUCCUCGAUAGAAAUGGUAUUUGAACAGAAAGGCUCAUCUCAAGCAGUUACCGCGAUUCAGUUUGCGCCAAGCGGUGAUCUACUAUUUGUGGCCACCAAAGUGAGUUUUUCAAAAUAUUUCAUGAAGUUACUAACAAAUAGCGCUUAUUUAUGAAA
Molecule: messenger RNA, 596 nt
Organism: Cylicostephanus goldi
Lineage: Eukaryota; Metazoa; Nematoda; Chromadorea; Rhabditida; Strongylidae
Source: the annotation of a GenBank genome assembly